Messenger RNA from Cyprinodon variegatus (sheepshead minnow), 1424 nucleotides. RefSeq names its product melanocortin 2 receptor accessory protein 2 (gene mrap2b). The transcript has 4 exons. Gene Ontology annotation, cellular component: endoplasmic reticulum; plasma membrane. NCBI's taxonomy places the organism in Eukaryota, Metazoa, Chordata, Actinopteri, Cyprinodontiformes, Cyprinodontidae. Gene Ontology annotation, biological process: protein localization to plasma membrane; regulation of adenylate cyclase-activating G protein-coupled receptor signaling pathway. Bases 176 to 892 code for a protein of 238 amino acids. The record is from RefSeq and is a predicted model, not a curated record. Gene Ontology annotation, molecular function: type 3 melanocortin receptor binding; type 4 melanocortin receptor binding; corticotropin hormone receptor binding.
GGCUGCUCCGUCACUCUCAGGGCAUGAUGUGGGCAGAGUUAUCGAGUAACGGCGUGGAUUUUUAUUUUAAAACCGAUGCUUAGUAAAUUAUUUUUUACCGAGUGCAGAAUAUUUAUGUUAUGUUUAUGUGAAAUUUGUUUUUGUUGGGUUAAGCUUUAUUUUAUAAACCGAAGAAAUGAUCAGCAUACCUGGUUUGUAUAAUCGGUUCGAUAUGUCCGACUUCCAUAACCGAAGCCAGGUCAGCGCACGACGCAGCGACUAUAUCUGGCAGUAUGAGUAUUACGACGACGAGGAACCCGUGUCUUUUGAUGGGCUUAAAGCGCACAGAUACUCCAUCGUCAUUGGCUUCUGGGUGGGAUUGGCAGUUUUCGUCAUUUUCAUGUUCUUCGUUCUCACUCUGCUCACAAAGACUGGAGGACCACACCAGGAAAACCCAGACUCGGUUGAAAAGCAUCAGCGACCAGAGGGACGACUGGUAGAGAUUAAUGGCCACCUGGAGGAGAACGACAAAGCUUUCUCCCGCCCACUGUUGGAAGGCUCACGUUCAUAUUUUAAUUUCUACAUCAGUGAGGAAGACCAAGCCCAGGAGAAACAGAAACCAGAAGACAAAAAGAGAUCUACAAAAGUUAUAGCUGGAAGACAUUUGUGCUCCUCUGAGAUAGAUGAGAUGGAUGAGGACAAUGAAGAAAGUGGAGGACACCAACCUCUGAAUGGUCUAACUGAGAAUAGUAUGACAGACAGAGAGUGUGCUUUCAUGUCUCACUUUAACAUCCCAAACUUUGUGAACUUGGAUCAAAGCUCCACACUUGGAGAGGACGAUCUGCUCUAUGAGCCGUCCGUUGUCCUGGAGCGUCAGUCACAAGCUUACAAUGCUCAUCGGGACACCCACUAAGACAGAUAGAUGCAGCGGUCUUCUAAAACAAUUUGGUUUGCAUCCGACGGUUAGAUUGAACAGAGGGAAACGUGCACCUGCUACUCCUCUCUUUCUGCAAAAGGUUUAAAAUGACUUUUUAAUGUUUUCUUAAAAAUACAGGCAUUGGAUUUAGAUUUACAAGAAAGAGAGUGGAAAGCAUAGUCUGCAAAAGUAAACUCAGAGUAACAAGAUGAGUUUUCCUUCAGAAGAGAAGAUUGUUUCGUAAAUAAUACCUGUUAUUUCAAGUACUGUGAGUCUGAAUUGGAUCCAGCUGGGUUGCUUUUGGAUUCGCACAGAAAAAGAGAAUAAUGAAAGACAAGAGGGGGUCACUAGGAAAGAAUGCACUGGGGAAAUUAUUCUGCUAUUCUUGCUGUUUUUGGUACACUCUAAGAUUGUGAACAAAGGUUCCUAUCUGUGGGUGAGAAACAGAGACAAGGUGGUUGAUCAGCAUAGAGAAACAAUAAAAUAAAUGGAUAUUGUUGUUAAGUCAAACCAUAACAAAAGUGAAAUG